Messenger RNA from Lingula anatina, 2820 nucleotides. RefSeq lists its product as uncharacterized. The record is from RefSeq and is a predicted model, not a curated record. NCBI's taxonomy places the organism in Eukaryota, Metazoa, Brachiopoda, Lingulata, Lingulida, Lingulidae.
GGGGGGGGGAGUAAGUAUGACUCGACCCUUACACCAGUCCUUGAGUGAAAUAAAUCUCAAGAGAGUUCAAGUUUGCUGCUUUUGCAAUCAAUCUCUGAAUACCAUGCACAGAGAACAUAGUAUUAAAAAAACACAGUUGAUCAUAUACGUACAUACAGUACAUUAUUUCUUGUAUGGAAUUUACUUGUUUUGACUGUUUUUAUAAACAUGUUUUAAUUCAUGCUUUUUUACCAUUGUGCAUGAGUUCAAGGCAAGUUGUGUCCUGAAUAAAAUCUGUAUUGAUUUGAUAGGUUUUCUUUCUAAUUGCAUUUUAGCGAAAUGAAUGAAAAGCAUUUCCUCUGCACAAAAUGUACCAAAUGAUAAUGAUAAAAAUAAACCACUAUAAAUAAGCUUUCCAUUUCCCAGUUCAAAAUGCAGAUGAACUGGUAAAAGAUAUGAAAAGCAUUUUAACAAUAGGGACUAGAUAUUUAUGUUAAAAUUUUGGCCUAAGCGCACAGGUACAAUAAAGAAUACCUUAUUAAUACUUAUUCACACCAUAAAAUUUUGAUGUUCUUGAAAUAGACCGUUAGGGAUUGUCUUGAUUAAAGGUACUAAGAAAAUUCAACAUCGGUGGCAAGUGUGGCAAACAAAUCAAGCAAAACUCAAAUUGCUAUUUCAAGCUGUCACAAUCAAAUGGGUAUCAGAGUCAGUCAACCAGUAGGACCUGCAGGGGGGUGCCAGAAUGGGCACCUGCUAACUAGCAUAAAACUGGACAUUGAAAUGAAGGAUAAUUCUCCUCCAGAACUGUUCUUUAGAUGUUCAGUUUGUGAAAUUUCAUUUCGAAUGACGCCUUGCUCAGAGCUGGACCAGUCAGAUCAUGCUGCAUAUGGUGACUAUGGUACAAGUACUGGUAGUGCACCAGCUACCUUGACCAGCCUGUGCACUCUAGGACAUGAGCCAGAGCAGAGUGUAGAAGGGUUAAGACUGAAGGAUGAUUCUCAGGGAUUGAUAAAACCAGAACCAGAGGUGACAUGUACUGGUGUGGCCAGUGCCUGCAAUAGUGCUGCUGAUACUGACAGUGAGUUUGAUUCAGAUUUGCAUGUCAGCAGCUUUGAAAUUGAAAUGAACAAUGAUACAUUUACAUCAGAGAAUGUUGGAGAUGACAUGUCCCAUGGAAGUGAUGAAGAUGAAGGGACAUGUAAUUCUGCUGAUAAAAAUUAUGGACAGAAUGGUGUUCCGGACCAAGGUGACGAACUUUCCAAAUGGAAAAGGCAGAGUCGGUAUUUUUGUAGUGAAUGUGGAACAUAUUUUACAACACGUAAAAAUCUUCUUUCACACAUUCAUGCAGAGCAUAACCCAGUUUUGCCUGAAGAGAGGUCAACUACAUGUAAACGCUUGUUGAGGAAUGAUUCUAGACAGGGUGAACAUGCCAGUAUAUCCAAAAGAACAAAACUACAGGCGAGUCCAGUGCCUCAGUCCCAGAUUCCUGGACAGUCUCAGUUUAGGUCUGGGAAAGCUAAAAGAUUAAGAAAACUGUCAUGUAAAUUUUGCAAUUCCACCCAGGGCGAGUUGGGAGAAUGCACAGUGUGGGGCCACGCCUGCCCCAGAACAGACACCAUUGUUUUUAUAUGUUCAGUGUGCCAUGAGUAUUAUGAAAACUUUGACAGUGUCAUGGAUUGUGAAAGAAAACACAGGCUUGUAACUACUGCACAUGAUAAAGAGGAAUACAAGUGUAUUUUUUGUAACAAAACCUUCCAGGACAUGCAACAAACUAAAAGGCAUGAAACCUGUCACAGUCAGGUCGACUCGGUAGCUUCAUCUGAACUGUCUGAAUCAGCCCCUAUCCCCAGUGCUCCCAGUUUAAAAGACCUGUAUAAACUUAAACAGCAGACUGGCACUGUAACUGCAUUUGCCACAAGACUAGUGAAACGGUUAUUUUCUAGAGUAGAGAUAAUUGGAGCUAAUAUUAAUGGUGUUAAUGGAAAGAAAAGGUUAAAUGCUGAAAAGAUUGAAACAAUUAAAAGAAGUUUGUGUCAGGCUUUUGGAAUGACCAAUUAUGGCCUAGACCUCGAAUGGCCUAAAAUAAGAUCAGCCAUCGAUAGUUAUUGUCGAGGUUUUUCCAGGAGGGAGAGGCUUAAGCAGAAUGAAUAACUGAUGUGUGUAGCACUUAUUCUGGUUUGACUUAUCAUGGUAAUGAACAGAACUUUGUGUAGGUGUAGUGUAAAUAGUGACACAUUGAUAAUAUUGUAGUAAAAUCAAACAAGCAUGAGAGAUAAUGUCAUGUUUCAACUGGAAUAUAACAUCACUGGCCUAAAAAUUGCCCAAGAGUUAUUAUUAAUUUCCAGUUCUCAUUAUGCAAAACUGAAUAUUUACAAAUGUACUGGAAUGUAAUUAAAGCAUUAAAUUUUUUAUAGUAUUAAAUUGCAAGAUGAUUGACAGUUUAUAAUCUGAUGUAUUUUUCCACUCUUUAAUAUGGGCAGCCACUGUUUAUAUGGGCAAAAAUGAGAUAACAGCCAUGUAGUCACCCCAUAUAAUCUGAAUAAUUCUGAUUGACAAAUUAUUCUUCAUAUAAUUAGGAGCAUAUUAGUAAUACGGUUAUUUUAAGGAUGCUUGAUUGGGUUUAUAAAAAUUGUGGGUUUUCUUUCAACUAAAAAACUGAUCUGUAGGCCAGAGAUUAUUAAAAAAGAUAACUCAGCCUAGAAACCAAGAAAAAAAAUCUUACUAAAAUGUAUUUUAGAACAACCCACCACAAUAUGUAACUAGACGGCAAAGCUUGCAAAUGUACAGACACCAUGCAGGAAACAAGCCAGCAAAGCUGUUACAUGUUCAGACAUUAGGCAG